AUGUCUACCAAAGCACCGCCAUCGCAAACCGGCGACACGGCGCCUUCGACAACUUCGACAACGUCAACUACUUCAAUCCUUGGAAACCCCGAAUCCAAUGCCCAACCUCUGCAAAAUAACCAGAUCAUGAAGGAAAAAACAGAAAGCCCUGAGUCCGACGUUGGUGAUGACCUCCCCGGUGACACUAGCCCUGGCGGCUUCACUUUGUUGAUGACCGUCGCAGCUCUAGCCAUGAGCAUGUUCCUGGUUUCAUUGGAUAUGACGAUUGUGGCAACCGCGAUUCCAAAGAUUACGGAUGAAUUUGGUGGAAUUGAGGACGAGGGAUGGUAUGGGUCCGCAUUCUUCAUCACCCUGGGGAGCUUUCAGGCAGCAUGGGGCAAGGCGUACAAGUACUUUCCUUUGAAGAUAUCAUUCUUGGUAUCCAUUUUCAUUUUUGAAGUUGGAAGCUUGAUCUGCGGCAAGUUUCCCUCUCCCAGUGUCGCACCCAGUAGUAUUGCACUGAUUGUCGGGCGGGCUAUUACUGGCGUUGGAGGCGCUGGCAUUUCCUCGGGCGCAUUUACCAUCAUCGCUCUGUCCGCUCCACCGAAACAGCGCCCUGCCUAUAUUGGAAUCCUAGGUGCCUCUUACGGAAUUGCCGCGGCUAUUGGUCCUCUAGUUGGAGGUGCCUUUACCAGCAAUGUUACUUGGCGAUGGUGUUUCUAUAUCAAUCUGCCCAUUGGUGGACUUGCAGCUGGUAUUAUUUUACUGUUCUACCGCGCCCCUCCGCCCCUGCCGUUCCUAGGUGCUCCAUUAAAGGAAAAGAUUCUUCAAAUGGAUCUGGGUGUUGUCGGCACUUUGGUUGGGUUCGCAAUACUAUUGAUUGUCUACGGCAUUGUACAAUGGCUACAGAAGGAACGUGCAGCGAUGAUCGGACGUCUUUUCCAGCGAAACGUGAUUAUCACCAUGAUCUAUAUCGACUUACUGGCAGGAUCAUUCUUCUUGCUUGUUUACUAUCUACCUAUCUAUUUCCAAGUUGUGUCUGGUGCAUCUGCUGCUCAGAGUGGAAUCAGAAAUUUGCCUUUGAUUCUUGCGCAGAGUGUUGCAACUGUGGUGUCAGGUUUGACCCUUAGCAAAUAUGCAUACCCACAGCCCUUCCUCCUAGCCGGAGCGGCACUCACAGCGAUCGGCUCAGGUUUGCUUUACACCCUUGAGGUCAAUACUGGAUCUGGCAAAUGGAUUGGAUAUCAGCUACUGGCUGGUAUUGGCAUUGGAUGGUGCUUCCAAGUUCCCGUGGUCACUGCACAAGCAUCCGUUAAGCCGGAAGACUUGCCAUCUGUGACGGCCAUGGUGUUAACUGUGCAGACAAUCGGAGGGUCGGUCUUUGUCAGCGCUGGCCAAUCAGCUAUGGUCAAUGUUUUACUCAAUGUUCUCCGUGGAGAGACUUCAACCGUCGAUGCCUCCAAAGUUGCAAUGACAGGCGCAACUGAGCUGCAUAAAGUUUUCUCGGCUGAGCAAAUGAGCUUUAUCCUCGGCGCAUAUAUGCAAGGUCUUCAGGCAGCAUUCCUGGUGGCCGUUGUCGCAUCUUGUCUGGCCACUGUGGUCUGCAUGGGGAUCCGAUGGACGAAGCUUUCGGGGGCGGUUACUGUUGCAUCAGCAGCCUGA
Messenger RNA from Penicillium pulvis, 1641 nucleotides. RefSeq names its product MDR family MFS transporter. The transcript has 6 exons. Gene Ontology annotation, biological process: transmembrane transport. NCBI's taxonomy places the organism in Eukaryota, Fungi, Ascomycota, Eurotiomycetes, Eurotiales, Aspergillaceae. Bases 1 to 1641 code for a protein of 546 amino acids. Gene Ontology annotation, molecular function: transmembrane transporter activity. The record is from RefSeq and is a predicted model, not a curated record.